AUAUCAUUACGGCUCUUCGCUUAAACUUCGCGACAUUCGUUUCGUGGAUGAUGUAAACUGCUUAGAUAUUACAGCCUCAGCCGAACGAGAUACCCACAGAUUCUCAUUUCAUCAUGGAGGAAGAUUCUAUAGAUGUGCUGGAUUUGUUUCUCGCCAGUGAGGAAACAGAUCUUCCUUUAAGCACUCCGUGGGUUGUUGAAAACGUUUCACCUGGGAAGAAAUCCAGUACGAUGGCCGACGAAGAUAGCAAUCGUGAUAUUCAAGAUCUUUUCGACGGGGAGACCAACCAAGAAGUAAAUCAGGACGAUGAUUACGCGACCUCAGAGUCGUCAGAUGAUGAAUCAACCCCUGAAGAUGUUAGAAAAUUAACUGACGAGGAAAUUGCGAGCAUGCGGGUGCGGGAAUUGAACAGGUUGCUGCGAAAUGUCCCUGGGAACGAGGCCAUGAAGAUAAGAAAGCGAAGACGCAACUUAAAGAACCGAGGUUACGCCGUCACUUGCCGUCUUCGAAAACAACAAGAACACGAAGAUCUGAUCAACGAGAACACCUCGUUGAGGAAACAAGUGGAUGAUGGAAGAUGGACAUUGCUGAGAGUUUCGAAAGAGAAAGAGGCCUUCCAGAAAAAAUAUAUUGAGUUACAACAGACCUUCACGCUGUUCAAACAGAGAAUGGAAGCCCCGAAAAAAGAUGCCUGAUUUUGCUGAUAAAACUCAGCCUUUGCAUUGCAAAGAUGUACUGUAUGUGAUUUACUUUCACCUUAUUCAAUAUUGGGCUCCUUUUUUGUCACAAUUAUAUGUAUUUCAUGAUACCAACCUUCGCAGAAAAAUCAUACAUAUGCAUAGCCACAUAGAAAUCUUGACAGUUCAGGGAAAUUGGAAUUUGAAGAAGCAGGAAAAUUCGCUGCUGCUGAAGAAGUAAUGAAAAUAAUAUGAUUUAUAAGAAGACUAUAUAAAGACAUUUCUGUAAAAGUGCGUGUGAAAUGCAUAUAUAGUAUAUGAGACUCCAGCGAUUGAAAUAAAGCUGAUGUUGAAUUAAACAGUGGAAUAUUUAAAGAAUGGAAACAAGACAGUUAUAACAAGUUCAAAAAUGAAAAAUUAAACUUAAAAGAAAAUUUUCCCCGCUA
Molecule: messenger RNA, 1123 nt
Organism: Stylophora pistillata
Lineage: Eukaryota; Metazoa; Cnidaria; Anthozoa; Scleractinia; Pocilloporidae
Product: transcription factor MafK
Biological process (GO): regulation of transcription by RNA polymerase II
Cellular component (GO): nucleus
Molecular function (GO): RNA polymerase II cis-regulatory region sequence-specific DNA binding; DNA-binding transcription factor activity, RNA polymerase II-specific
Source: RefSeq, a predicted model, not a curated record